Alternaria incomplexa is the source of this 1506-nucleotide messenger RNA. RefSeq lists its product as uncharacterized. Gene Ontology annotation, molecular function: transmembrane transporter activity. Gene Ontology annotation, cellular component: membrane. The transcript is spliced from 2 exons. The record is from RefSeq and is a predicted model, not a curated record. Bases 1 to 1506 code for a protein of 501 amino acids. Gene Ontology annotation, biological process: transmembrane transport. Lineage: Eukaryota; Fungi; Ascomycota; Dothideomycetes; Pleosporales; Pleosporaceae.
AUGUCGACGAACAAAGACCCAGAACUCGCGAAGGACGGCCUUGAAGUUACGGCAUCCCUCUCCUCCUCCAAAGAUGCCAACGCGCCCGUCCCAGUCGAAGGCACGACCGAACACCUACCCACAUACGAGCACGAGAAGGCUUUGACAUGGAAGUUCGACCUACGGAUACUGCCCAUGUUGGCAGUCAUGUACCUCUUCAACGCGCUCGACAAGGGUAACUUGGGCAACGCAAAGACGGACAACAUGGACAAGGACCUUGGCUUUGUUGGAAACCAGUACAACAUCAUGCUGAGUAUCUUCUACGUACCGUACGUUAUCUUUGCGCCGCCGAUUGGUAUGCUGGGAAAGAAGUACGGACCGCAUCGCGUGCUGCCGAUCAUGAUGUUUUGUUUCGGUAGCGCAACGCUGCUUGCUUCAAGUGUGCAGAACUGGAGUGGAAUGAUGGCUUUGAGAUGGUUCUUGGGUAUGGCUGAGUCCGCCUUCUUCCCGCUUGUCAUCUACUACUUGACUACCUUCUACCGCCGAGGCGAGCUUGCAAGGCGACUCGCACUGUUCUACGCUGCCUCCAACAUCGCGAACGCAUUCUCAGGCCUUCUCGCCUUUGGCGUAUUCCAGAUCGAAUCGAAGCUCGACUCGUGGCGCUAUCUGUUCAUCAUUGAGGGAGCGCUUACAGUCUGCUUCUCAUUCUUCGCCUAUUGGUACCUCCCCAAGAACGCAUUUGAAGCCAAAUUCCUCAACGAAUCGGAAAAGCAGCUUGCGUUUACCCGUAUCCAGAUUGACUCGUCAUCGGUUGUUGACCAGAAGUUUGAUCUGAAAGACGCGCUUGGGAUCUUCAAGGAGACCUCGACCUACGGUUUCCUCGCUAUUGAGGUCUGCCUGGGUGUACCGCUACAGUCUGUAUCGUUGUUCCUGCCCCAGAUUGUAGCGCGACUUGGCUACGACAAGAUCAAGACGAACCUCUACACCGUUGCGCCCAACAUUGUCGGAGCUGUCGUGCUUCUCAUCCUGGCCUUUGCCUCCGACCACACACGUCUCCGCUUCCCUUUCAUCGCCCUCGGCUUCUUGCUGACGUUCAUCGGCUUCAUCAUCUACGCCACCAUCGACGUGGAGCACUCCCUUACCGUCGCAUACUUCGCCUGCUUCAUGAUGACUUGGGGAACAUCCGCACCUUCUGUCCUCCUCUCAACAUGGUACAACAACAACGUUGCCGACGAGAACCGACGUGUUACCCUUACUUCCGUUGGUGUGCCGCUGGCGAACUUGAUGGGUGUGGUCAGCUCCAACAUCUUCAGGCCGCAGGAUGCGCCCGAGUACAUCCCCGCGCUGGCCACCACUGCGGCUUUUGGCGCGACUGGAUGUGUGUGUGCCGCGCUGCUAGGUGCUUAUAUGGUCGUAGACAACAAGAGGAGGAACGCGAAGCAGGGCGUCAACCACACUGCUAGGGAUGUAUCGACUGAGAAGCUCAGGGAUGGACCUAAGAACCCAGAGUUCAGGUGGUUCUUGUAG